AUACAGCGUGGUAUAUCUUUCGCCGGGAAAUGAUUUCGUCUUCUUUCGUCAACUAUGGAUAUUCGAUUCAAGCUUCCAUGUUCUAAAUCUAAAAUUGAUCGCAAAUUCUACUGCUAGGUUCGAAAUUUUACGAAUUUCUUUUAUCUUCGGUAAUGUAACUCUUGAGUUUACAUGUAAGAGUGACACAUUUUGAGUCUGUUGUGAGCAUGGAUAUGCAUGCACAUAUGUCAGGUCAAAUCUCAGGGCAGCUACCCAAUCAAGGUAGUUCACAGUUGUCUGGGCUAUCGCAGCACAAUGGAGGUUCUCUUCCUAAUCAGAUUCAGAACAUGGGUGGUCGUAGUACAACGACUAUGGAUCCAGAAGAAGUUAAAGUUCGCAGAGCUAUGCUAGAGAAGAUCUAUCAACUGGUAACGCAGCGACACCAUUCAAAUCAGGAGCUACAAUCCAAGAAGGUGAUUGAUAUUGUAAAACGAUUGGAGGAGGGUCUAUACAGAAAUGCCACUACAAAGGAGGAUUAUAUGAACAUGGAAACACUGGAGAGUCGUUUGCAUGCCUUGAUUAAACGUCCUCCUUUGAGUAAUCAUAAUCAGCAAUAUUCGCAUGCUGUAAAUUCUUCUUCGUCUUCUUCUUCUUCUGUUGGAAUGAUGAUCCCGACUCCUGUCAUGCCUCAAAGCAGCAAUCCAAACAUGAUGGUAACACCAUCCAUGGAUUCUUCCUUGAUUGGUUCCAAUGGAGGCAAUGUCAUUGGUUCAUCUGUUGUCAACAAUGGAAAUGUAUUAUCAUCUGGGCCUUUGUCUAAUGUUUAUCAACAGUCAACCUCAAAAUUUUCCAUGAAUCCUGGUGGGAACAUGUUGCAGUCUACUAGUGUACAAAGAAUGUCAAGCCAGAUGAUACCUACACCAGGAUUUAAUAAUAACAAUAAUCAGUCAUCUGUGAAAAUGGAUUCUCCCAAUGGUGCUGGUGGGUUUUCAAAUGCUGAGCCUACAAUGAUGUCACAAUCAGUACAACAAAAACAUGUUGGUGGGCAGAACAGCCGUAUACUGCACAAUCUCGGCAGCCAUUUUGGUGGUGGUGGUAUGAUUUCUGUGCCACUGAAAUCCUAUGGGUUCCCUAAUGGAGCUUUAGCUGGUGGCUUUGGUACAGUAGGAAAUAAUAUGCAUCUAGCCAAUGCUUCCGGAAGUUCUGAGGGCUACUCAAAUGCCACACCUUAUGGUUCUUUGCCUAAGCCGUUGCAACAACACUAUGAUCAAACUCAAAGGACAAUGAUGCUAGGUGAUGGAAAUGGGGUUGAUGUUGCACAUUCAUCUGGGUCAACUAGCCUUUAUGGUUCUAUGUCAAAUGAUGCCUCAAUGAUGAACAAUCACAAUUUGAAUCCAGCAACUUUGCCACCAGUUUCCAUGACAAGUCAAUCCAAUUUGCAAACUCUUCAGCAGUCUGCAAAAAAUAAUUCAAUUGAGCAAUCAGAAAAGAUGACUUUCCAUUCCCGGCAGACUAUACAUGAUAACAUCUUGCAAUCUCAGCAACAACAACAAUUUCAGCAGCAGCUUAAUCAGUUACAACAACAACAAUUUAUUCCACACCAACAGCAGAGGCAACAAAAGCAGCAACAAAUUUUGUUGAGAAGUGAUAGUUUUGGCCAAUCUCAUCUAGCAUCUAACGUAGGGAGUCAACUAAAGCCUGAGUCAGGGUUGGGGUUCGUUGAUGAUAUUCUGCAACCGAGAGGUUCUAACCAGUUUCAGCAUUUUGAUAUGCAGAGCCAACUCCAGCAUGGUCUUUCUGAAGAUUAUGCCAGAGGCUCUCAGUUCCUUUCACUCCCAUCUGCCUCACAAGAUAUAUGCUCAUCUAUGGGUCAAACUGCAUUACAGAUGCAACAAGUCCUGCAGCCACAGCAAUUGGUCGUUAACUCUCAGAAUGAUUUUAGUGCCCUUUCAAAUGGAUUGCAGUCAGAUGUUUUACUACCUGGGCAAUGGCAAUCCAGGUCUGAAGAAGGUUCUCUUAUACCUAAUAAUUUGUCACAAGAGCAAAAUGUCCAAGAAGAAUUCCGUAGAAGGAUAAUUGGUCAAGGUGAAGCUCAACGCAAUUAUAUAGCUUCAGAAGGAAAUCAAAGUCUAGCUACUAGAACGGUAGAUCCUCCUAACUCAGUUAAGGCCACGUGUCAAGCUGGUAAUCUAAACCGUGAUCGUGAUUUUAAGAACCAGCAGAAAUGGCUAUUGUUUCUGAGGCAUGCUCGUGGAUGCAAGGCUCCAGAAGGGAAAUGCCUUGAAGUACACUGCAUAGUGGGUCAGAAACUCUGUAGGCACAUGGCCUUGUGCAACAUUUCUCAAUGUACUUUUCCUCGUUGCUUUAUGACCAAGAAGUUGAUCGACCAUAACAAACAGUGCAGGGACCCAGCUUGUCCUGUUUGUAUUCCGGUCAGGAAAUUUUUGGAAAUGCACCUGAAAGCUCGUGCACAUCCAGGCAUGAAUUCUGAAAUGCAACAUUCAGUUGGUGGACCUCUCAAAUUCUCUAGUGGUGGAAACACUACAACUAAUCCACUUCUCAAGCCAAGUCAACAUUUUGUUGAUGCUUCAGAAGAUAGACAGCCUUCUAUAAAACGUAUAAAGGCUGAGCAGGCAACUCAGAUGCUUAAUUCAGAAGGUGAAAGUUUUGUUGCAUCAGGACCUUUUCAUGGAGACUCUCAUGCAAAACAGGGUCUUGAUCAUUCAACUGGUGAUAUUUGCAUGCUAGUCAAACCUGACUUGUCUAGAGUGAAGAUAGAAAUUCCUGCUAAAGCUGGGCAGGUUAGCUUAGCUCUUAAUGAGACAGUGAAGGAUAUCAUGAUGGAAGAUAUGUUCUGCCCAAAGCCCAUCGGUGAUCCUGUUACAAUAAAUAGUCCUGUUCAGCCUGCUGAAGAAGAAAACAUUCAAUGUGAGAAAGAGGUGGAUCAACCAAAAAAAGAGAAUGUAUCUUUGCCUACUGAAGAUACGGUCGCAACAAAAUCUGGGAAGCCAAAGAUAAAGGCAGUAUCAUUGAUGGAACUCUUUACACCAGAACAAGUUAGGGAGCAUAUAAGAGGACUCAGGCGAUGGGUUGGCCAGAGCAAAGCGAAGGCAGAAAAGAAUCAAGCAUUGGGGCACUCUAUGAGUGAGAACUCUUGUCAGUUGUGUGCAAUUGAGAGGCUUACCUUUGAGCCACCUCCUAUGUAUUGUACGCCUUGUGGUGCUCGUAUUAAGAGAAAUGCAAUGUACUACAUAGGGGCUGGGGAUACACGCCACUUUUUCUGCACUGCUUGCUAUAAUGAAUCCCGUGGGGACACCAUUGUAGCUGAUGGAAUGACUAUUCCUAAGUCAAAAAUGGAGAAGAAGAAAAAUGAUGAAGAGACGGAAGAAUGGUGGGUUCAAUGUGAUUACUGUGAAGCAUGGCAACAUCAAAUCUGUGGACUAUUUAAUGGUCGUAGAAAUGAUGGCGGGCAAGCUGAAUACACUUGCCCUCGUUGCUACAUAAAAGAAGUUGAAAGGGGAGAACGUUUGCCAUUACCUGAGUCUGCUGUUCUAGGCGCAAAAGAUUUGCCAAGGACAAUCCUUAGUGACCAUAUAGAACAGAGGUUAUUUAAACGGCUGAAGCACGAAAGGAUGGAGAGGGCAAAGUUCCAAGGGAAAAGUUAUGAUGAGGUUCCUGGUGCUGAAGCACUAGUAGUCAGAGUGGUCUCAUCAGUUGAUAAAAAGUUGGAAGUGAAGCCACGCUUUCUUGAAAUUUUUGGAGAAGAAAAUUACCCAACAGAAUUCCCCUACAAAUCCAAGGUCGUACUGUUGUUUCAGAAAAUUGAAGGGGUUGAAGUAUGCCUUUUUGGCAUGUAUGUUCAGGAAUUUGGAUCUGAGUGUGACCAACCUAAUCACCGCCGUGUAUAUCUUUCGUAUCUGGAUUCUGUUAAGUAUUUCAGGCCGGAGGUCAGAGCAGUAACAGGGGAGGCCCUUCGUACAUUUGUUUACCAUGAAAUUCUUAUCGGGUAUCUAGAAUAUUGCAAGAAACGUGGUUUCACAAGUUGCUAUAUCUGGGCAUGCCCUCCAUUAAAGGGUGAAGAUUAUAUUUUAUACUGCCAUCCUGAAAUUCAGAAAACACCAAAAUCUGAUAAACUGAGGGAAUGGUACUUGUCCAUGUUGAAAAAAGCAAUGAAGGAAAAUAUUGUGGUUGAACUCACUAAUUUAUAUGAGCAUUUCUUUGUUACAACUGGUGAAUGCAAGGCUAGAGUUACCGCAUCCAGGUUACCAUACUUUGAUGGAGACUAUUGGCCUGGUGCUGCAGAGGAUAUGAUCUACCAGAUUCGUCAAGAAGAGGAUGGAAAAAAGUUACAUAAGAAAGGAAUAACCAAGAAGAUCAUAACAAAAAGAGCUCUGAAAGCAUCUGGACAGACUGAUCUUUCUUCCAAUGCAUCAAAAGAUUUGAUACUAAUGCAUAAACUUGGUGAAACAAUUUCUCCAAUGAAGGAAGACUUUAUCAUGGUUCAUUUGCAGCACUCAUGCUCGCAUUGUUGCAUAUUAAUGGUAGAUGGGAACCGAUGGGUUUGCAAUCAAUGCAAAAAAUUUCAGAUUUGUGAUGAAUGCUAUGAAGCUGAGCAAAAACGAGAAGAUAGAGAGAGGCAUCCCAUCCACCAUAGGGACAAACAUAUACUUCAACCAAUUGAAAUAACUGAUGUAACUGAAGAUACUACUGAUAAAGAUGAGAAUCUAGAGAGUGAAUUCUUUGAUACGAGACAGGCUUUUUUGAGUCUUUGCCAAGGAAACCACUAUCAGUAUGAUACUUUGCGGCGGGCCAAACAUUCCUCAAUGAUGGCCCUUUACCAUCUUCACAAUCCUACAGCCCCUGCUUUUGUUACAACAUGUAAUGUGUGUUCACUUGAUAUAGAAGCCGGUCAGGGCUGGCGCUGUGAGGUUUGCCCUGAAUAUGAUGUGUGCAAUGCUUGUUAUCUAAAGGGUGGAAUAAAUCAUGCCCAUAAGUUAACUAAUAAUCCAUCUAUGGCUGACCGUGAUGCACAAAGCACAGAGGCUAGGGAACAACGUGUCUUGCAGCUAAGGAAAAUGCUUGAGCUUUUGGUGCAUGCAUCUCAAUGCCGCUCCUUACAUUGCCAAUAUCCAAAUUGCCGAAAAGUGAAAGGACUUUUUCGACAUGGGAUACAAUGCAAAGUACGCGCUGGUGGUGGUUGCUUACUCUGUAAAAGGAUGUGGUACUUGCUUCAACUUCAUGCCCGUGCCUGCAAAGUUUCGGAAUGCCAUGUACCCCGCUGCAGAGAUUUGAGAGCCCAUUUUAAGAGGUCACAACAACAAUCAGAUUCCCGAAGAAGGGCUGCUGUGAUGGAGAUGAUGAGGCAACGGAAGGCUGAGGUUGAUGGAAGCUCUUGAUGAAUUAUUUGUACAUAUAUACAAUGGUUGUUUUAGAUGAAGGUAUCUUUUUGUUGGGGGCUAAAGAAAUAACGGGGCGGAGAUGUGAAUAAACUAAGGUCAUGGGUAUUUUAAUUUCUCUAAUGUGUUACCUGGGCUAGGGCUAGAGAAAUUCUUUCAUUCUUAUCUCCUAGAGCUUGACGUCGUCUUUCUAGGUGUAAGAAUUCCAGCAAAAGUCUUUGCUUGCCCAUGGGUAUUGUGAUUCUUUGAGUUAUAUUAAGGAUUGUGGAAGGUGGUAAGCAAAUUAACUAUUGACCGACUAUAUUGGGAUCAAACUGAUCCUCCCCCACUUAAGGUGGUGUAAAAAAAAUGUAGGCAAUGAAAAGGGGCUUCUUCUUCUU
Messenger RNA from Impatiens glandulifera, 5755 nucleotides. RefSeq names its product histone acetyltransferase HAC1-like. Bases 207 to 5375 code for a protein of 1722 amino acids. Gene Ontology annotation, cellular component: transcription regulator complex; histone acetyltransferase complex. The record is from RefSeq and is a predicted model, not a curated record. Gene Ontology annotation, molecular function: zinc ion binding; transcription coactivator activity; histone acetyltransferase activity. Gene Ontology annotation, biological process: positive regulation of transcription by RNA polymerase II. The transcript is spliced from 17 exons. Lineage: Eukaryota; Viridiplantae; Streptophyta; Magnoliopsida; Ericales; Balsaminaceae.